Molecule: messenger RNA, 498 nt
Organism: Parnassius apollo (apollo)
Lineage: Eukaryota; Metazoa; Arthropoda; Insecta; Lepidoptera; Papilionidae
Source: the annotation of a GenBank genome assembly
AUGACUUCAAAUAUACAAGAAGUUUGCGGACGGAAAAAUUUGAAGCGCGGACUGAAAUCGCAGCAAUCUUUGUUUACCAAAGCUAAUACUGAACAAGAGUCUGCAACGUGCGCCAGCCUUCGUGUGGCUCUUGAAAUCGGAAAACGUGGAAAACCAUUCACCGAUGGAGAAAUGAUAAAAGAAUUCUUGAUUGCAGUAGCCGAAGAAAUAUGCCCCGAAAAAGUAAAUUUAUUUAAGUUUUUGGAUGAGUCAACGGAUGUGUCAGAUACUGUUCAAGUGUUGAUUUUUAUUCGCAUUUAUGAAGUGUAUGAAGAACUUCUUGAUAUUGAUAGUGUUUACGGCAUGACAACUGGGGCAGACUUUGAUGUCAUUGCGAAUGAAAUUAAGCUUUUUCGAAAUCCUUUUGAUUCUGACAUUGAAACACUGACUCUGGAAGACCAAAUAGAAAUUAUUGAAUUACAGUGCAGUGAUAUGAUUAAGAACAAAUAUGAAAAUUGA